Messenger RNA from Oldenlandia corymbosa var. corymbosa, 1155 nucleotides. NCBI's taxonomy places the organism in Eukaryota, Viridiplantae, Streptophyta, Magnoliopsida, Gentianales, Rubiaceae. The record is from the annotation of a GenBank genome assembly.
AUGGCAAUGAAGCGUGUAGCUGCCUCCGCCGUUCGUGCUUUCUCUGCUUCUGGGAUUUCAAAUCCAUCAGCUUCAACCCGACACCUUCAUGCCCCUGCUGGUAGCAAUAAGAUCGUGGGUGUUUUCUAUGACGCCAAGGAAUAUGCAGCUAAGAAUCCCAACUUCCUUGGCUGCACUGAGAAUGCUUUGGGGAUUCGUCAGUGGCUGGAAUCACAAGGACAUCAAUACAUAGUCACUUCUGACAAGGAAGGACCUCAUUCUGAACUUGAGAAACAUAUUCCAGACCUCCAUGUGUUGAUCACUACCCCGUUUCAUCCGGCCUAUGUUACAGCUGAAAGAAUCAAGAAGGCCAAAAACCUUCAACUAGUGCUGACAGCUGGAAUUGGCUCUGACCACAUUGAUCUGAAAGCGGCAGCAGAAGCUGGUUUAACAGUUGCAGAAGUCACUGGGAGCAAUGUCGUCUCAGUCGCUGAAGAUGAACUGAUGAGGAUCCUCAUUCUUGUUCGUAAUUUUCUCCCUGGAUACCAUCAAGUUAUCAGUGGUGAUUGGAAUGUUGCUGGUAUUGCUUACAGAGCUUAUGAUUUAGAAGGCAAGACUGUUGGAACUGUUGGAGCUGGACGUAUAGGCAAGCUUUUGCUGCAGAGGUUGAAACCUUUCAAUUGCAAUCUCCUCUAUCAUGAUCGGCUCAAGAUGGACCCUGAGUUGGAGAGUCAGAUUGGCGCUAAAUUUGAAGAAGAUCUUGAUGCUAUGCUUCCUAAAUGCGACAUCGUUGUCAUUAAUAUGCCCCUCACAGAGAAAACAAAGGGAAUGUUUGAUAAAGAUAAGAUUGCUAAGUUAAAGAAGGGUGUUCUUAUUGUGAACAAUGCUCGAGGAGCAAUCAUGGACACCCAAGCAGUUGUGGAUGCUUGCUCUAGUGGCCAUAUUGCAGGUUACAGCGGAGAUGUUUGGUAUCCACAACCAGCUCCAAAGGACCAUCCUUGGCGUUAUAUGCCAAAUCAAGCAAUGACCCCUCACAUUUCUGGCACUACCAUUGAUGCACAGAUACGCUAUGCAGCAGGAACAAAGGACAUGCUUGACAGGUAUUUCAAGGGAGAAGAGUUCCCUCCUCAGAAUUACAUAGUCAAGGAUGGAGAACUCGCCAGCCAGUAUCGUUAA